GUCUUGAAUGUGAUUGAUUGUAUGUGUAAAGUGGGAUGAUUUUGGAAUCUAGAGAGGGGAGCUUGCGGCGGUCGAAGACCAUAUGCAUGCAAGCUAUCCUUAUCUAAUCUACAGGACCUACACAAGUGGAGAUGCGACCGAGGGGUCGGGUCAAUUCAAUUGAACCCGACAGGCGCCUGCAAAUGUAGGUGCCUCAGGCAUCAAUCAAUUGGCGUUAUGACAAAGGCGGAUAACCUGCUCUUCGAGGUCUCUAACCUCGCGCGCUACCGUUGCGCCUAUCAGCUGCGACGUCGAAAUCAGGCCUCACCAACAACAUCGUCAAUCUCCUCAUUAUCCUCCUUCGGAACCUCCGAGAGCGCGGCAACCUGGUCCUGCAGAGCACCGAUAGCAGUAGUCACCGCCGACAACUCCUUCCUGACGGUGGCAGUCAAGUUCGCCAUAGCAGCAACUACAUCAGCGAAAGAGGUUGCAUGAGUCUCGUUGUAGGAGGCGACAGCGGUGCCCAGCUCAUCAAUCUUAGCCUCGAGGUCGGUGAAGCGUGCGACGAACGGGCUGCCGGAAAGCGGGAAGGCUGCGUCCGGAACGGGGGCAGGGACAUCGGCAGUGUCGGAUGCCUCAGAGGAGCUGCAGGCGUCCGGCGCAUCAGAAGAGCUGGAGGCGUCGGAAGCAUCAGAGGAGUCCGGGGCGUCAUCGCGAUCGAUCAUGAUGGGAGGCAGGGGAGCCGCCUUGCGGAGGCGAGCGUGCUUAGCGGGAGCGCGCCAGCCACGGGUGACAAUCUCGCCGAUACCCCAGGCCAAUACGCCACGAGGGCGCGGGUUGGUCGAGAGGUGCGGAUGGUUGAUGUGGUACUCGCAGUAAGUCUCCCACAGUUCGACGGCUGCGAUCACGACGGCCUGCUUGCGAUCGACGACCUCCUCGCGGGCGCAAUCAUCAAAGCCAGCAAGCGCCCAAGAAGCAAAGCUGGCCUACAACCGUACUUGCCUUAACCUACUUCUUCCCCUUCAUUGUGGCAUAUUAUACCUAUAGAGAUUGGCUCGUAAUACACUACUGGCGCAGCCGCCAAUAUUUUUGUAGAUGAGUCCCAGUCAGACUAGAUUAUACUACUUGUCUGCAAGUUG
Messenger RNA from Neurospora tetraspora, 1118 nucleotides. RefSeq lists its product as uncharacterized. The record is from RefSeq and is a predicted model, not a curated record. The transcript has a single exon. Bases 471 to 986 code for a protein of 171 amino acids. NCBI's taxonomy places the organism in Eukaryota, Fungi, Ascomycota, Sordariomycetes, Sordariales, Sordariaceae.